CUCCGCAAUCCGUCAUUUUUCGCCAGCCCAAACGGAAUUACAUAAAAGUGUGAAGUGGGAGCAGAGCUGAAAAACACUUCGUGAACUUAUUUCCCGAAUUUUCGUAACUUCCACGGCCUCUGGAACGAUGGCAUCGCUACUGCGUUCGAUUUCCGCGGUGGCCCGCAGUGGCCUUCUAAGCGGAAAUGCUCUAUCCCGUGCAGCUGUAGCUCCAUCGUCUUCUAUCGUGCGAUUCAAAUCGGAAGCAGCCGCCGAAAGCCGACCAACUGUCCGCAAGCCGGACGUUGUGGCCCGCUCGGAUUUGGCCGACUUUGGCAAAUACGUUGCCGAAUGCCUGCCAAAGUACGUCCAGAAGGUGCAGCUCACCGCCGGUGACGAGCUGGAAGUGCUGAUUGCCCCCGAGGGUGUCGUCCCAGUGCUCCAAUUCCUGAAGGACCACCAUCAGGCCCAGUUCGCAAACCUGGUGGACAUCGCCGGCAUGGACGUUCCCAGCCGUCAGUACCGAUUCGAGGUAAUCUACAACAUCCUGUCGCUUCGGUACAACUCGCGAAUCCGGGUUAAGACCUACACGGACGAGCUGACCCCUAUUGAUUCAGCCAACGAGGUGUUCAAGGCGGCCAACUGGUACGAGCGGGAGAUCUGGGACAUGUACGGCGUCUUCUUCGCCAACCAUCCCGAUCUGCGCCGGAUUUUGACCGAUUACGGCUUCGAGGGUCAUCCGCAGCGGCGCGACUUCCCGCUGAGCGGCUACGUCGAGCUGCGGUACGACGAUGAGAAGAAACGUGUUGUUUGUGAACCACUCGAGUUGGCACAGGAAUUCCGCAAGUUUGACCUGUCGGCACCGUGGGAGCAGUUCCCGAACUUCCGCGAUGCCAAUCCACCCACCGAGGAGGUGCCUACCAAGCCGGAGGAAAAGAAGUAAGCAAUGAAUAAGGGGGAAGGGACCCGGUAAAAAAGCGAUUAUCGUUUGAAACUAAACGUAGAUGUUUAUUGAACCGAUUA
Messenger RNA from Aedes albopictus (Asian tiger mosquito), 1002 nucleotides. RefSeq names its product NADH dehydrogenase [ubiquinone] iron-sulfur protein 3, mitochondrial (gene ND-30). The transcript has 3 exons. Lineage: Eukaryota; Metazoa; Arthropoda; Insecta; Diptera; Culicidae. The record is from RefSeq and is a predicted model, not a curated record. Gene Ontology annotation, molecular function: NADH dehydrogenase (ubiquinone) activity. The coding region runs from base 128 to 922 and encodes 264 amino acids.